UGGGCGGGUUGUGGCAAGCGCAGGGUUUUGACAAAAACAAACAGCGACGGCGCUGCUGCAGGGUCUAUGGCCGAGGCGGUGAGGCCUCCGCGCCGGGCCAAGGCCAAGGCCAGCCGGACUAAAACCAAGGAAAAGAAGAAAUCUGAAACCCUUCAGAGGGAAGAAUCUGAUGAAGUCUCCCUUCCAGAACCCUCCAGAGAGCUGGCAAUCCCUCCUCCAGCUUGUGAAUUCAAAGGAGACUGUCUGAAGGUGUUAACUGAUUCCCAGCUCCAGAAUGCUGCCUGUGGACAAAAUGAGAGUGAAAUGUUUGAUGUACCACUCACCUCCUUAACUAUAAGCAACGAAGAGCCCCUGACAUGGAACACAGAGACCCUAAAGGAAGGGGAGGAGGUCAGAGCCCGCGUUGGGGACGAUGUGAUGAAUCUAAAGGUCAGCCCUGGAGACCGUGUCGGAACCAAAGUAGAAAGUCCCAAGAACUGCACAGAAGGAGAGGAAAAUCAGUUGGUACUCUGUGGACCUUCCGAAGGUAGCUUGCAAUCUAAUUUUUCUUAUACUCAGCCAGAAAUGGAAAAUUUACAGGCCAGAGAAACUCAGAAAACGAAAGAUGACAAGCAAGCUUUGGGUCUUUCUUCAGAGGUGCUACACAAUGUUGGCUUGCAGAGUUCUUGUGAAGCCAAAGACAUUUUUCAGCCACCUAGAGUGAAAAAACUGUAUCCUCAGUUGCCAGCCGAAAUUGCUGGAGAAGUACCAGCUUCGAUGGCAGCGAAACCCUUGUUUCGUAACAAGCGACUCUACCCAGAGCUCCCAUCUCAACCAGAACUAGUACCAUUUACUAAAGAACAGCUGAAGAUCUUUGAGCCUGGUUCGUGGCUGGAAAACGUUGAGUCGUAUUUAGAAGAAUUCGACAGCAUGGCUCAUCAGGACAGGCAUGAGUUUUACGAGCUGCUUUUGAACUACUCGCGAUGUAGGAAGCAGCUGCUGCUGGCCGAGGCUGAGCUCCUUGCUCUGACGUCGGAUUGCCAAAACGCGAAAAGCCGACUGUGGCACUUUAAGGAUGAACAGCUGUCCGUGCAGGGUAUCUGUGCAGAUCAAGUGAAAGUUUCAGGCUAUCAUCGCUACCAAAGAGUAGAGAUGAAUGAAAAUGCACUGGGGGAGCUAAAGAAGCUAUUUGAUGCCAAAUCUGAGCACCUCCAUCAGACCCUCGCUCUGCAUUCCUACACCUCUGUGCUCUCAAAGUUGCAAGUGGAGUCUUACAUUUAUGCCUUACUCAGUAGUUCAGCUCUUCUGAGAUCUUUAGCAAUUCAAGGCCGAGCUUGUAAACAGACAGAAAGCUUUCCCUCUGACCUCUGUCAACUUAAGGAGUGUAUCAGUGUCUUAUUCAUGUUCACCAGAAGGGUUAAUGAAGAUACCCAGUUCCAUGAUGAUAUUCUUCUCUGGCUGCAGAAAUUGGUGUCAGUGUUACAAAGAGUUGGCUGUCCUGGAGAUCACUUCUUCCUUUUAAACCAUAUUCUCCGAUGUCCAGCUGGUGUUAGUAAAUGGGCUGUUCCUUUCAUCCAGAUCAAAGUGUUGAAUAACCCAUCAGGGGUCUUUCAUUUUAUGCAGUCCCUUGCCCUGCUAAUGUCUCCUGUCAAAAAUCGAGCGGAAUUCCUGUGCCACAUGAAGCCCAGUGAGCAGAAGCCAUCCUCCUCGGGGCCUGCAUCCGGGACGUGGACGCUAGUAGAUGAGGGAGGAGAAGAGGAUGAAGAUCCUGAGACCAGUUGGCUUCUCCUUAAUGAGGAUGACUUGGUUAUCCUUUUAUCCCAGUUUCCGUUCCAUGAACUCUUUCAGCAUCUUCUUGGGUUUAAAGCAAAAGGUGAUUAUUCACCUGAAACAACAAGACCUCAAGAGAUGAUGAAAAUUUUUGCCUUUGCUAACUCACUAGUGGAGCUUCUGGCUGUGGGGUUAGAAACCUUUAACAGGGCACGCUACAGGCAGUUUGUGAAGCGAAUUGGUUAUAUGAUCAGGAUGACCCUUGGUUAUGUGAGCGACCAUUGGGCACAGUUUGUGAGCCACAGCCGAGGCUUGGGUCUGGCCCAGCAGCCCUACUCCGUGGAGAAACUACAGGUUGAAUUUGAUGAACUGUUUCUGAGAGCUGUCCUGCAUGUGCUGAAAGCCAAAAGACUUGGCAUUUGGCUGUUUAUGUCAGAAAUGCCCUUUGGGACGCUGUCGGUGCAGAUGCUCUGGAAGCUCUUCUACCUCAUGCACCAGGUGGAGAGUGGGAAUCUGGAGAAGCUCUGCGUUGCUCUCCCGCCUGCUGAGUGCAAGAAGCAGCUCCAAGACCCAGAACACUUUGUGAACUUUGAGAAGUGUCUUUCUUCCAUGAAUAGCUCGGAAGAGAUUUGCCUUCUGACUACAUUUGCUCAGAUGGCUCAGGCCAGAAGAACCAAUGUGGAUGAAGAUUUCAUAAAAAUUAUUGUUCUGGAGAUAUAUGAGGUAUCUUACAUCACCCUGUCCACCAGGGAGACUUUUUCAAAGGUUGGUCGAGAGCUCUUAGGGGCCAUCACAGCUGUUCACCCUGAGAUAAUAUCUAUCCUUUUGGAUCGAGUUCAAGACACCAUUGACCAGGUGGGAAUGGUUUCUUUAUACUUGUUUAAAGAACUGCCUUUGUAUCUCUGGCGACCAUCUGCCUCUGAGAUAGCAGUGAUUCGGGAUUGGUUAUUGAAUUAUAACCUGACAGUGGUGAAGAAUAAAUUGGCCUGCGUUAUUCUAGAAGGACUGAAUUGGGGAUUUGGUGAACAGGGUACCCUUCAUCUGGAUCGAGCAGUCCAUGCUGAAGUGGCUUUAAUGGUUCUUGAAGCGUACCAGAAAUACCUUGCACAGAAGCCCUAUGCCGGGCUUCUUUCUGAAAGUAUGAAGCAGGUUUCCUAUUUGGCCAGUAUUGUUCGAUAUGGAGAGACACCUGAGACCUCAUUUAACCAGUGGGCCUGGAACUUGAUCUUGAGGUUAAAACUGCACAAAAAUGAUUAUGGAAUACAGCAGAAUUGUCCAACUGUUCCCUUCUCCAGCACUGUGCCUGACAUGACAGAGUCACCCACGUUUCAUCCUCUCUUGAAGGCUGUUAAGGCGGGCAUGCCCAUCGGCUGUUAUCUGGCCUUAGCUAUGACUGCCGUGGGCCACAGCAUCGAGAAGUUCUGUGCAGAAGGCAUCUCACUGUUGGGAAUUCUGGUCCAGUCGAGGCAUUUGAGAACAGUGGUUCAUGUCCUGGAUAAGAUCCUGCCUUUGUUCUACCCUUGCCAGUAUUACCUUCUGAAGAAUGAGCAGUUCCUGUCACACCUCCUCCUGUUCCUGCACUUGGACAGCGGUGUCCCUCAGGGUGUCACACAGCAGGUCACCCACAAGGUGGCACAGCACCUGACAGGAGCCAGCCAUGGAGACAACAUGAAGCUUCUCAACAGCAUGAUCCAGGCCCACAUAUCCGUAAGCACCCAGCCCAAUGAAGUGGGCCCUGUUGCCGUGUUGGAGUUCUGGGUCCAGGCUCUAAUAAGCCAGCAUCUUUGGUACCGAGAGCAAGCCAUCCUCUUCCUCAUGGACCACUUGUGUAAAACAGCUUUUGAGCUGAUGCAGGAAGACUGUGUGCAGAAAUUACUCUACCAGCAACAUAAGAAUGCUUUGGGUUACCACUGUGAUCGGAGUCUGCUCUCUUCUUUGGUGAGCUGGAUCGUAGCUGGCAACAUCACUCCUUCUUUUGUGGAGGGCUUGGCCACGCCCACUCAGGUUUGGUUCGCCUGGACAGUACUGAACGUGGAAUCCAUCUUUGAAGAAGACUCCCAGCUCCGAAGAGUUGUCGAAGGGGAAUUGGUUAUAAACUCUGCUUUUACCCCUGACCAAGCUCUGAAGAAGGCCCAGGCCCAGCUGAAGCUUCCCAUCGUCCCGUCCCUCCAGAGGCUGCUGAUUUAUCGUUGGGCCCACCAGGCCCUUGUCACGCCUUCCGAUCACCCUCUUCUGCCUCUCAUUUGGCAGAAGUUCUUCCUCCUGUAUCUUCAUCGCCCAGGACCGCAAUAUGGGUUACCUAUAGAUGGUUGUAUUGGAAGAAGGUUUUUUCAAAGUCCUGCUCAUAUCAAUUUAUUGAAAGAAAUGAAGAGGCGCCUGACCGAGGUGGCCGACUUCCACCAUGCUGCGAGCAAGGCCCUCCGCGUCCCAGCAGAGGGCAGUGAAGGGCCGUCUGCCAGCCAGGCGGGGACCCCAGGCUACCUGACUUCGCCGGAGCUGCACGCGGAGCUUGUGAGGCUCUUCAAUGUGUAUAUUUUGUGGCUGGAAGAUGAGAAUUUUCAAAAAGGAGAUACCUAUAUCCCUUCUCUACCAAAGCAUUAUGAUAUUCACAGGCUAGCCAAAGUGAUGCAGAAUCAGCAGGAUCUGUGGAUGGAAUAUUUGAACAUGGAGCGCAUACAUUAUGAGUUCCAGGAAACCGUUGGUCUGUGGAUGCAGGCCACACUGGAAUCCCAUUCUCCACCCUGCAGCUUUUCAGUGCAGCUGGACGUCACUGAUCCUUUGUUGGCUAAAGAAAGGGUUUUAAGUAACUUGCGGAAGCAUGAGGCUCCCCAGCCUCCCCUUGAUCUGCACCCAAUGAGGCCUCCUGUGCCAGUCAUUUCCUCAGCUGCGCUCCUGAGUCAGAAGGAUGCCACCCGGCUGGUGUGCACGGACCUGAAUCUGUUGCAGCAGCAGGCCAGAACUGCAGCUCUUCGAGAAUCUCAGCAGGUUGCCCUGGAUAGUGAGCUGUUGGACACAAUGCCAAAACAGUACGUUAAUAGAGAAGAACAGACCACGCUACAUUUGGAGUGUAGAGGCAGUGGCGGUAAGAAGUGCCAAGGAGCAGCCGUUGUCACAGUUCAGUUUGAAGGUAUGCAUAAGAAUGAAGCAAUAAACCAGCAGCUUCAUGUUUUGCGAAAAGAAGUGAAGCAGUUGCAAGCCGAAGCUGCUAAACCACCGUCACUUCAUGUUGUGGAAGCUGCAGUCCACGCAGAAAACUUGAUUACGGCCUUAGUGAAUGCCUACAAGUUGCAGCCUACCCCCGGGGCACAGAAGGUUGGCAUUAGCCUCUUUUUUACGGUUGUGGAUUAUGUCUGUGAUGAAACUCAGCGUCAUCCUCCCACAAGGCAGUUCUUUACAUCGUGCAUUGAGAUCUUGGGCCAGGUGUUUAUCAGCGGCACUAGGUCAGAAUGCAGGAAAGUACUGGAGACCAUUCUGAAGAACAGAAGGCUGUGCUCUCUGCUGUCUCCUUUCUUCACUCCCAACGCUGCGCCCACAGAGUUCAUUCAGCUCUAUGAGAAAGUGGUGAAGUUUCUAAGUGAGGACAACAGUGAUAUGAUUUUCAUGCUGCUGACCAAGUUCGAUCUUAAGCAAUGGUUAAACGCCACUAAACCUCCUCUGUCUGAUCGUACCAGGCUUCUGGAGUCCAUUCAUUUGGCACUUACUGCCUGGGGCCUUGAACCAGAUGAAGAUAUUUUGAUGCCAUUUAAUCUUUUCUGUAAGCACUGGACUUACCUUCUUCUCUACCAGUUCCCUGACCAGUACAGUGACAUUCUCAGGCUGCUGAUGCAAAGCUCUGCGGAGCAGCUGCUGAGCCCUGAGUGUUGGAAAGCCACUCUGAGAGCCCUGGGCUGCUGUGCCCCAAACUGCCAGCAGGGGGCAGCCUCUGCAGAGAGCUCGGUGCUUCAAAGCUCUCCGGAUGUUCUCUUGUCUGACAAGCAGAUAACGGAGACUAUACAAUGGCUUUCAAAUUUUUUUUAUAAGCUUCGGUUAUCCACAUUGGACUUUAAAAGCUUUGGUUUGUUCUCAAAAUGGAGUCCUUACAUGGCUGAUAUGAAGACGCUGUUGGGCUAUCUUGUAAAACGGCUUCUUGACUGCGAAAUGGCCUGCCUGGCUCAGGACCCAUCUGCCAGCAGCAAAACAGUGCUGCAGUCUCUACAUUCAGUUAUCAUCCAGCUUUUUAAGCCGUGGAUCUUCGUUUUAGAGGACAAUGAAAGCAGCCAACGACAUUACCCCUGGCUGGAAAGUGAUGCUGUGGUGGCCUUGAGCGUUGUGCGCUUGUUCACUGACUGUAUCAACUCCUUGCACGAGAGUUUUAAAGAUAAGCUGCUGCCGGGCGAUGAUGGAGCCCUUCGGUUACACCUGAUGCAUUACUGCGAAGUGUGCACAGCGCCCAGAAUGCCGGAGUUCAUUCUGUACGCCUUCCACAGUGCCUACCGCAGACUCCCGUGGAGGGACCUGCACCCUGACCAGAUGCUCAUGGAGGCCUUCUUCAAAGUGGAACGAGGAAGCCCUAAGAGCUGCUUCUUAUUUUUGGGUUCUGUCCUGUGUGAAGUCAACUGGGUCAGUGUGCUGUCUGAUGCCUGGAGCCCCAGCCCCCGCCCAGAGACCCGGAGCAUGAUUGUCUGCCUCCUUUUCAUGAUGAUUUUAUUGGCAAAGGAAGAUGAGCUGGUAGACCAACCAGAUUCACCUCUCCUGAACCUCCUUGGACAAGCAAGCUCACUCUCGUGGCAUCUCGUGGAUACCGUGUCCUACCAGAGCGUGCUCGGUUAUUUCAGCAGCCAUUACCAGCCAGCCAUCAUCCUGGCAAAGGAAUCUUCUGCGGAACUAAUCAUGAAGCUCUUGAGAGUGUCUGCGGGCCUUUCCGUCCCUACUGACAGCCAGAAACAUCUUGAUGCAGUUCCAAAGUGCCGAGCCUUCACUCAUCAGAUGGUUCAGUUCCUCAGCUCCCUGGAACAAAAUGGAAAAAUCACCUUAGCCGUCCUAGAAAAGGAGAUGUCUAAGCUCUUGGAUGAUAUUAUCGUCUUUAACCCACCUGAAAUGGACAGCCAGACCCGCCACAUGGCCCUCAGCAGCCUCUUCAUGGAAGUCCUAAUGAUGAUGAACAAUGCGACUAUUCCAACGGCAGAGUUCCUCCGGGGCAGUGUCCGGACCUGGAUUGGGCAGAAAGUGCACGGGCUGGUGGUCCUGCCCCUCCUGACAGCAGCCUGUCAGAGUCUGGCUUCCGUCCGCCACAUGGCUGAGACCACGGAAGCCUGCAUCACUGCCUACUUCAAAGAAGGUUCCCUCAAUCAGAAUUUAGGAUGGGGCCCCAUUCUGGUGUCCCUUCAAGUUCCUGAGCUCACCAUAGAAGAAUUUCUGCAGGAGUGCCUGUCCCUCGGCAGUUACCUGACUCUGUACGUCUACUUGCUUCAGUGCUUAAACAGCGAGCAGACGCUAAGGAACGAAAUGAAAGUGCUGCUCAUCUUAAGCAAGUGGUUGGAACAGGUGUAUCCGAGCUCCGCGCAGGAAGAGGCCAAGCUGUUUCUGUGGUGGCACCAAGUCCUGCAGCUCUCGCUGGUGCAGACGGAGCAGUGUGAUUCGGUCUUGACAGAAUCGGUCGUUCGAGUUCUGCUCAUGCUUCAGAGCAGGCUGAGCCUGCUGGCCGAGGAGAGGCUCGGCUCUGGGAUUCUGGGGGCAAUCGGGCUGGGCCGGAAGUCGCCCCUGUCUAACAGGUAA
Molecule: messenger RNA, 7503 nt
Organism: Lontra canadensis (Northern American river otter)
Lineage: Eukaryota; Metazoa; Chordata; Mammalia; Carnivora; Mustelidae
Gene: EPG5
Product: ectopic P-granules autophagy protein 5 homolog
Exons: 42
Coding region: 67-7503 (2478 amino acids)
Biological process (GO): autophagosome maturation
Cellular component (GO): cytoplasm
Source: RefSeq, a predicted model, not a curated record